This is a messenger RNA of Aspergillus bombycis, 1539 nucleotides long. Its product is annotated as cytochrome P450. NCBI's taxonomy places the organism in Eukaryota, Fungi, Ascomycota, Eurotiomycetes, Eurotiales, Aspergillaceae. Bases 1 to 1539 code for a protein of 512 amino acids. Gene Ontology annotation, molecular function: monooxygenase activity; heme binding; oxidoreductase activity, acting on paired donors, with incorporation or reduction of molecular oxygen. The transcript is spliced from 4 exons. The record is from RefSeq and is a predicted model, not a curated record.
AUGACUUAUAACAGUUUGACUACGGUGUUCUUAUGUGCCGUAGUACUCGGCCUCACCCGAAUCAUUUGGCAGUCCAUAUCUUGGUAUCUACGGUAUCGGCGAUUCCAUAAAAGCCAUGGAUGCCAAAGUCUGCGUACAGCACCUUCAAAAGAUCCUAUUCUGGGGCUAGACCAUUUUUUCCGUCUUGGGAAAGCAGCUCAUAAUAGCCGAUAUCUUGAACAGUUCCAGCAAUGGUUCCAAGAAGUGGGAUCCACCUUUGGCGUGAAUCUGAUGGGCGACUAUGUGGUUUUCACCAAUGAGCCCAAAAACGUCCAAGCAGUUUUAGUGACGAAGUUCAAAGAUUUUGAGAUUGGCCAACGGCGUCGGGAUAACUCUGCUGAGUUACUGGGAAUUGGCGUGUUCAACGCAGAUGGUCAAACUUGGGAACACGGUCGUGCGUUGGUCAGACCGAAUUUCACCCGGAAGCAGGUCGCUGACUUGGGCCUCUUCGAGAAACAUGUUCAGCGUUUGUUUCAGGCCAUGCCAACUGAUGGUACCAAAGUGGAUAUUCAGGAAUGGGUGUUUCGAUUUACUUUGGAUACUGGUACCGAUGUUCUAUUCAGUGAAUCGAGUGAUGUGCUUCUUCCCAGUGCUACUGAUAUAGCCCGAAAGUUCUCCUGGGCAUUUGAUCGUGGAAUAGAUGGGAUCGCACAGCGUAUUCGAUUAGGUCGAUUUGCCCGGUUCUACUACGAUCCGCAGUACACCAAUGCUUGUAAGUUUGUGCACAACUAUGUUGAUGCAAUUGUGGCGAAGGCAGUUGACCGUGCCAAAGAAUGGCACGUCCAAAGAUCGGAGAAGCCUGAGAAAUCAGAGGAUACUGAGGAGGAGAGAUACACCUUUUUGAAUGCUCUUGCCCGAGAAGGGGUGGAGCCUAAGCUGAUUCGCGACCAAAUUUUGAACAUCUUGGUUGCUGCUCGUGAUACAUCUGCGUGCCUCAUGAGCGCCGCAGUUUUUGAACUUGCCCGAAGACCCGAGUAUCAAGCCCAGCUUCGCCAGGAGAUUGAGGGGAUCUUAAACGGUCGUCAUCCCACUUUCGAGGAGUUGAAAGAUCUCAGCUUUCUCAAUAGCUUCGUUAAAGAAACCCUGCGCAUGUAUCCUCCGGUACCACUCAACGCACGUGUGGCCAAAAACGAUACAGUACUCCCUCGCGGUGGUGGCUCGGACGGUAUGGCGCCCACCUUCAUUCCCAAAGGUCAACUUGUAGUAUAUCAAGUUUACUCUAUGCAUCGAAGGGAGGAUUUGUGGGGUGCUGAUGCACACAUAUUCCGCCCCGAGCGUUGGGAAACUAAGAGGCCUACUUUUGAAUAUUUGCCGUUCAACGCGGGACCACGGAUUUGUCCAGGUCAGCAAUUUGCGUUGGUUGAGACGAGCUAUGUUUUAGUUCGCCUGCUGCAGGAGUAUUCAAACAUAGGAGGCCAUGACAAUGAUGCACCAUGGAGGGAGCAUUUGACCCUCACUUGCUCUGUUGGCCAAGGUGUAUGGGUGAGUCUAACAAAAUGA